AUGUCUGUGUAUAGACGAUUGGGGAUUGGUGAAGUCCGACCUACCACAGUGACUCUACAACUUGCAGAUAGAUCUCUUGCUUAUCCAGAUGGGAAGAUUGAGGAUGUCUUGAUAAAAGUUGAUAAGUUCAUUUUCCCAGUUGAUUUCAUUGUGUUGGAUUAUGAGGCAGACAGGGAGGUACCAAUCAUUCUAAGGAGGCCUUUUCUAGCUACUGGUAGAACUUUGAUUGCUGUGCAAAAGGGUGAACUUACUAUGAGGGUUAAAAAUGAGCAGGUGACUUUCAAUGUUUUCAAGGCUAUGAGAUUUCCAAAUGAGGUCGAAGAGUGUUAUGUGGUUUCAUUGGUAGAUUCUUUGGCUUCAAAGGAAUUAGAAAACAAUUUUGAUGAUCCUCUAGAGAGACUCUUGAUGUUUGAUUCACAUGAAGAAGAUGAGGAUGAAUACUUGGCUUGGCUAGAAGCUAGCUCACAAGGAUUGCAUACAAGAAAGCAUUUUGAAUCUCUGGAGCUCUCUUCAAGGUCUUUCGCAGCCCCUAAACCAUCAGUGGAAGAGCCUCCGGAGUUGGAAUUAAAAGCUUUACCCUCACACUUAAGAUAUGCCUAUUUGGGUAAGUCUUCCACCUUACCUCUGAUUGUUUCAGCUGAGUUAAGUAUGGAGCAAGAAGAAAAGUUGCUGGAUGUAUUGAGGAAGUUCAAGAAGGUCAUUGGAUGGACCAUUGCAGACAUAAAAGGAAUUAAUCUUUCUCUAUGCAUGCAUAAGAUUAUGUUAGAAAACAAUGAAAAAGGGUCUAUUGAAGGGCAAAGAAGGCUAAAUUCUAUCAUGAAAGAAGUGGUGAAAAAGGAGAUUAUCAAGUGGCUCGAUGCAAGGUGGCGAAUUUUCAUGGACUAUAGAAAACUGAACAAGGCUACUCGAAAAGAUCACUUCCCUCUUCCCUUCAUUGAUCAGAUGUUAGACAGACUUGCAGGGAGAGAGUACUAUUGUUUUCUAGAGGGAUACUCUGGUUACAAUCAGAUAGCAAUCGCUCCAGAGGAUCAGCACAAGAAAACUUUCACUUGUCCCUAUGGUACUUUCGCAUUUCGAAGGAUGCCUUUUGGUCUAUGUAACGCACCUGCCACAUUUCAGAGAUGUAUGAUGGCUAUUUUCACUGACAUGGUGGAGCAGUUCCUAGAGGUAUUCAUGGAUGACUUCUCUAUUUUCGGUGAUUCAUAUGACGAUUGCUUGAGCAACUUGGCCAAGGUUUUGCAAAGAUGUGAAGAAACAAACCUUGUUCUUAAUUGGGAGAAAUGCCAUUUUAUGGUUAAAGAAGGUAUUGUUUUGGGCCACAAGAUAUCAAGGCAAGGAAUUGAAGUUGAUUGA
Molecule: messenger RNA, 1353 nt
Organism: Humulus lupulus (European hop)
Lineage: Eukaryota; Viridiplantae; Streptophyta; Magnoliopsida; Rosales; Cannabaceae
Exons: 2
Coding region: 1-1353 (450 amino acids)
Source: RefSeq, a predicted model, not a curated record